Molecule: messenger RNA, 1242 nt
Organism: Penicillium coprophilum
Lineage: Eukaryota; Fungi; Ascomycota; Eurotiomycetes; Eurotiales; Aspergillaceae
Product: Gfo/Idh/MocA family protein
Exons: 1
Coding region: 1-1242 (413 amino acids)
Biological process (GO): NADPH regeneration
Cellular component (GO): cytoplasm
Molecular function (GO): oxidoreductase activity; nucleotide binding
Source: RefSeq, a predicted model, not a curated record
AUGCCCACCCCUGUGCUCCGGCUAGGUGUUCUAGGCGCCACAAAUGCAGUCCAAGCCACCUACCUGCCGGUCCUCCAAUCCCUCAAAACUCACUACACCCUCACAGCCAUCUACGACCCAAACGCAGAAAUCGCAACCCAAUGCCAGUCCCGCUUCGACAUAACCCACAGCACAACAGUCGUCGAAGAUGUCCUACGCCAUAAAGAAGUGGAUGUCAUCCUCAACCUCCUCCCAAUGGAGUACCACGAACAAUACACCGUGACAGCCCUUGAAGCCGGCAAAGACGUGAUGGUCGAAGUCCCACUUACAAUGAGCAUUUCAAGCAUGCGCCGCAUUCGCGAGGCAAUCAACAAAGGCAAAACCUCCCGGUCUCUCAACGGCGUCAACCAAAGAGACGGUCCAAAGGUAUUUGUCGGUUGCGCGCGUCGCUACGCACCAUGCUUCACAGAAGUCUUCAAGAAAGAACUCGCCACUAUAGGCCGCGUAUACUACGCGCGCUGCCGUCACAUCGCCGGGCCAAUGAACAACAUCGUCACGCCGACUUUAAAAGACAUCACACAUAUGAAGAGCCAUAAUAACCCAGAACAAUUCCGCGUUCUACUAGAAGAUGUCUUCGGGUCUGAAGAAGACCUCACCCCAGACAGAAUUGCUUUUUGUCGGUACCUCGGUAUGCUGGGCUGCCAUGACCUUUCGGUGAUGCGAGAGUCGCUAGGCUUGCCGGAUGCUGUUUCCAACGUUGCUAUCACGGACCCGUUCUACUCUGCCAUUUUCCACUAUAAAAAUUCCACCGAAAACGAUGGGCACCCAUUUACGCUUCUCUGGGAGGCCGGUGUUGAUGCCUUGCCUCGCUGUGAUGCGCAUUUGACUGUGUACGGCGCGCACAAGACUCUCAGCGUGGAAUAUGACUUCCCCCGUCCUGGUGAGAAGAUCAGCACUGGUACAUAUGUACGAGUUGUUGUUGAGGAAGCGGAUGGGACGGCAGAAAUGGAUAAUGUCAAUGGCAAUCAGAUUAACGAGACCGAGAAUGCUGUUGCUCUUCCUCGCGUGAAGCGGACGGAGACUGUCAGUACCUGUGAUGAGGCGUAUGAGCGUGAAUUCAUGGCUCUGCAUUCUUAUCUGGUUGGUGAAGGGUCGGCGGCGAAGACAAGCGCUGAGGACGCUGUCAUGGAUCUACGGCUGCUGCUUAUGAUCUUUGACCACUAUAAUCGCCAGUGUGGUACCAUUCGAACUCCAUUGGGUUGA